Molecule: messenger RNA, 1419 nt
Organism: Heterotrigona itama
Lineage: Eukaryota; Metazoa; Arthropoda; Insecta; Hymenoptera; Apidae
Source: the annotation of a GenBank genome assembly
AUGGUGUCAACUCGUCAAUCAAGUAGUAUGAGUGGAAGUAAUGGAGGUGGGCCUGCUGCUGAAAUUACAGAUGUGAAUUCAUCAAGAAGAUCUGUAACAAUGACCAGCUCAUGCAGCGGUGCAUCUGUUUCUGAGCCACCUCCUGACAGCAAUUUGAACCUUCUUGAUUUACCAGUUGAAAUUCUUGAAAAGAUUUUCAGCUAUUUGGAUUAUAAUACAGUGGCUCACUUACGUCCAGUUUGUCAUCAGAUGGAUCGUGUUUGUGGAUCAAUUUUGAAUUCUACAUUUCAAAAGCUGCAAGCACAAAUGUUGAGCCGUUUUCAGGCAAUUAAAGCACAGAUGCCAAGGCGUGAAUCCGCACGUCGUAAUCAUCCAUUAGCUUGUGAAUCAGACAUCAUUGAAACUCUUCAUAUGCGUCUUACCUUGCUCCAAAUGAGUUUUGGCAAGCACAUUGAGCGUAAACAUUGUUGUUUUUUCCCUGGAGAGAUUUUAGAUGAAGUUUAUCGUAUUUUGCAUUAUAUAAAAGUUACUCCAAAAUUAGCCAGACCAUACAAAGUUACAGAUGAAUUAUUUGAUUUAAGUACUAUGGCUAUGGAGUACUUUAAAGAACAUAUUGAACCAACAUUACCAGAAAUUCCUUAUUUCGGAGCUGAUUUCCUGGAUCUUGCUGGGACAUUCUCCUGAAACAAUAGCGGAGAAGAAGGGUCCCCUCCACAUUCUUCAGAUGAUCCUGGUCUAUUAGAAUCCAAUGUUUCACCUCCACAAUCGAAUAUGGUGUUACGGAAAAGGAUCCGUAAAAUUAAGCAAGGCAUGAAGCGAUAUAAUAGUCAGUUAACAUUAAUGCGUAGAGAUUUGAGAAGCUGCAAAGCAAAAAUAGCAGAGCAACAAAAACAGAUCGUUGAAUAUGCUACGCGUCUUGAUGAAAACGAUAAAAAGAACGAAGAGACCUCUCGUAAAUUCAGCACACUCCUACAGGAAUUGAACAAGUGCAAAACGGAACUUCAGUAUUGGCGAUCAAAAUCUCCGGCGAUACCGGUGUGUGUAGUCUGCGGACAAUCUGUGCUAGUACCAACGGAAGAUCUACAAGCUUUAACGAAUCAAGGUGUAUUACCGGAAACACUUGAUGAAGGAUUAGAUUUCAUUCCCAUAGCAGAUCCGCAGAGUCUUACCGAAGUAGUACCGCAACCAACAGUUACACAACAGCCAUCAUCGCCACCGUCACCACAGCUACCACCACCAUCGUCACCACAGCUGCCACCACCACCACCAUCACCAACAGUGGAAAUGGCACCAUUAAAGGCUCCUGUGCCUUCAUUACUUCAAAAACGGAAAUCCACCACAGAGGAAGCACCGAGUGACUCCGCAAAGAAACCUCGUCGUACUGCCAAGUCACGUCAGGUUAAACGCUCGAAAAUAUAA